AUCUGACUAGUGUUGUUGAAUGGCGACUAAUCGGAUGACUAGUGAUCAAAUCAAAUGUUUGAUCAAUAUUACUUGGACACGUAAAAUAAAAUGAGCGACGUUGAUAUUUCUAACGAAAGUAGUAAAAAUUUAUUGCAAAAUUCAUCAUGUCAUGAUGGUAUAUUAGCGAGAAUACGCAGAUUAAAGAUACAAGAAGAUUUGAUGAUUCAAAGUAUAAAAAAGAAAUUUGGUGAUGAUGAUAACGAUUUUAUAAAAUGUGAUUUUGAUUGUAAAAGGUAUAUAAAUAAGUUAAAGUCAUCUUUUGUGGAUAUAAAACAAUUGUAUGAUGAUCUAAAGUGCAUAACAAAAUCACAAGAUACCUUAAGGAAUUCAGAUAUCGAUGACGUCAAAAAACAUGUUUUAGAACUUGAUGAACAUAUCAAAACUUUCAAAAAAUUUCUGCAUAGAGAAUUGGCUACUUUGAAAACAAAUGAAGAAUAUUUACUGAAGCAAGUUUUACUUUUUCAGAUAAAUGCUGAUGAAAAUCAGACUAAUAAAGUAAUAAAGCUUACAAAAGUAACUAGCAAGACAUAUAGUGAUAUUAUACCGAGCCCCGUAAGAAAUAUAAUUAAUUCUCCAUUUAAAUAUCCAGAAGUUCAACAGUUCCAAGAUUUUUUAAGUCACACAAAUAAGUACGGAGGAUGGAACGAAUACAAUCAUAACAUUUUCAUCAAAAUAUGGCAAAAACAUUUUGCAAGCAAUGACGAUGCUGAAAACUUAUGCCAAACUGAUACAGACUUAUUCAUACAAGAUGUCUCGAUGAAUAUAUCUGGACUUACUCAACAAGAAAUAACAGCACAUUUACAUUGGUAUAUCAAAUAUUUAUCUCAUAAGAAACGACAACAACUGGCUAUUGAAGAAUGGAGAGCCAAAACAAGACCAAAAAAAGAUUAUAAUUGUAAUAAAAAGUCAUCAAGUUCACAAAAUGAAAUAGAAAAUGUGUCCGACAGAACACGCCGUUGGCAAAGCUCAGGCACAAGAACACAUAAAAAAUCCGGUGAAUUGCAUAAACAAGAUCACGAUAGUAAUACGAGCUUAAGGACUGAAGGAAGACCCAUUAAUAUGUCUUUAGUAGAUACUAAUGCGUUUUUGAACGAAAUGGAGAGAUCUCAUAAUUUAUUGGAUGAUAAAGUAGUUGAAUUUAGCUAUGCUAAAUCGACAGAGCAAUGGAGCAAUAGAUGUCAAAGCUCAGCAGACCCAAAACCGCAUUUAGUCGAUUUAGACAAUAUUUCUAAACGCGGUACACCGAACUGGCGUUUAAAAUUACUGUGAGUGAAUCAUGAUCGUUUCACUCUUCGUGCUUUUAGCAUUUAGGGAAUUUUAUGUUAUGGAAAUAAGUAGAUAAACGUGAGAAUAAAACAUUUAACAAUAAUUUGUGUUUGUUUGAAACUCCUUAAUGUUGAUCGAAGCUACAAAAUACAUUAAAUUAUUAUGUCGAUACGAUUACAUAC
Messenger RNA from Ostrinia nubilalis (European corn borer), 1490 nucleotides. RefSeq names its product coiled-coil domain-containing protein 112-like. The transcript is spliced from 8 exons. Lineage: Eukaryota; Metazoa; Arthropoda; Insecta; Lepidoptera; Crambidae. Bases 91 to 1311 code for a protein of 406 amino acids. The record is from RefSeq and is a predicted model, not a curated record.